AAAAUUUACACAUCUCAAUCUCUACACACAACACAAAACUCUCUACAAAUUUUAGUGCUUUAUUUUGUGAAAAUGAGUUCAACAGGAGCAGGAAAGGGCAAGGGAUUGGCCGGGAGGGGGAGAACUAAGGGGACGAAAGCGGUGUCGAGGUCUCAGAAAGCGGGGCUUCAGUUUCCGGUGGGGAGAAUUGCAAGGUUUUUGAAGAAUGGGAGGUAUGCUCAGAGGGUUGGGUCUGGCUCUCCUGUUUAUUUGUCCGCUGUUCUUGAGUAUCUCGCUGCUGAACUGUUGGAGCUUGCGGGAAAUGCAGCAAGAGACAACAAGAAGACCCGAAUAAUCCCGAGGCACAUCCAAUUGGCAGUGAGGAAUGAUGAGGAGCUCAGCAAGCUACUUGGAUCGGUGACAAUUGCUAAUGGAGGCGUUUUACCCAACAUCAAUGCUGUUUUGUUGCCCAAGAAGGUUGCCAAAGGGAAGGGUGAAAUUGGGUCUGUUUCACAGGAGUUCUAGACUUGUUAUCGAGAUAAAUCAGAUUAGAAUUGACUAGAUGUGAAGUGAUAGAUUUUGGGGAUGGUGUUGUUAUGGUUAGUUAAUGAUUGGAUUGUUGAUAAGGGAAGAAUGUAAUGCCUAUUUCUUAAAGAUGAAUUAAAUUUGGCUUUAAUA
Messenger RNA from Daucus carota subsp. sativus, 657 nucleotides. Its product is annotated as probable histone H2AXa. Gene Ontology annotation, biological process: heterochromatin formation. NCBI's taxonomy places the organism in Eukaryota, Viridiplantae, Streptophyta, Magnoliopsida, Apiales, Apiaceae. The record is from RefSeq and is a predicted model, not a curated record. The transcript has 2 exons. Gene Ontology annotation, cellular component: nucleosome; chromatin. Bases 73 to 504 code for a protein of 143 amino acids. Gene Ontology annotation, molecular function: structural constituent of chromatin; protein heterodimerization activity; DNA binding.